Messenger RNA from Ilyonectria robusta, 897 nucleotides. RefSeq lists its product as uncharacterized. Bases 189 to 686 code for a protein of 165 amino acids. Gene Ontology annotation, cellular component: mediator complex. Gene Ontology annotation, molecular function: transcription coregulator activity. Gene Ontology annotation, biological process: regulation of transcription by RNA polymerase II. The transcript is spliced from 3 exons. The record is from RefSeq and is a predicted model, not a curated record. Lineage: Eukaryota; Fungi; Ascomycota; Sordariomycetes; Hypocreales; Nectriaceae.
AGCAAAGCCGUGCGCGCCAACGACGCCAAAGCCAACUCCAGCUCUAGCCUCGCAUCUCAUCAACGUCUCAUCCACGUCUCGUCUCAUCUGGAUGGAAGCGCCUUGUCACACCUCACCCUCUUUUGUUUCCUAGCCUCAAUCUUCUCUAGUUCUCCGCACCCCGGUCUCGCACUUGAACCUCGCACACCAUGGACCGCGCGCAACAAGCCGCGGCGUCCAAUCUCAUGGACACGCACAACCGCCUCGUUGCGGACGUCCUCACUCGCUACCGCACCCUCAUGAUGCUGGCGACGAUCCAGGCCGAGGGCGAGCGCAACAACGCCAACCCGGAGGCCAUCGCUGUGACGGGCAUCUCCAUGAAGAUGGAGUUUGACGGCCUGUACACCUCCAUCAAGGAACUCCUCGCCCUCUCGCGCAAGAUCAAGGAGCUAUGGGUCUUUGGGCCCCUCGGCCGCGGCGACCCCAACGCCCGCGCAAAGGAGGAGCAGAUCGACCGUGACGUCGGCGCCGUCGCCUCGCUGCUCGACGCCCUCGACGCCCGCGGCAUGCAGGCGCUCGCCCAGCGCUGCGGCGGCUCCUGGGAGGCCCUCGGCUCCGGCGACGACGCGGCCUCCGCCUCGGCGACCGUGACGGCCACGGCGCAGGCCGAUGGGACCACUGCGGGCUCGGUUACGACGGGGCGGUGAGCGGUGAUGCUGUGGAUGGAGCCGGGCAUGCUGGCGGAUCCGGAGGCGUUUGGUUUGGGCGUUGGGGUUUGCUUGGGACGAGGACGGAUUUAGAUACCCAGAGCCUCGGGAUUUCAAAAAGUACAAUACAAAGCGCAUUGCAUGCUCGUUUUGAUGUCAUGCCAUGCUCAGUGAAGACCAACUGUACUAUGCGAUAACUCAAGAACUUCAC